Lactuca saligna is the source of this 1061-nucleotide messenger RNA. NCBI's taxonomy places the organism in Eukaryota, Viridiplantae, Streptophyta, Magnoliopsida, Asterales, Asteraceae. The record is from the annotation of a GenBank genome assembly.
AGUUGAUACCCCCAUCAUGCUAUCAAAUAGCAGUAGCAUAGAGUAUGAUAUUUUACUAUAUUAAAUACUAAUUUAUCUUACUGUAUAAUUUUCAAUUACUUAAUUGGCAUGACCAAGUUGACUAAUGUAGCGAACUUUGUUGACUGCACGUACCCAACUGCCCAAAACGACAAACUUUAUUCCACAAUCUCCCUGUGGUUUCAUCAGAAACACCAGCGAUUGUUUCUGUGGAUUUCUGGUUAGGUCCAAGGCUAAUGUUCUAGGGCAAAAUCAGUUCACAAAUGGAGGAUCAAUUGGUUCAAGUGAUGAUCGCGGUGCUAAUCUCAUCCCUAAUCGCCCUUAGAGCUUACAGGAAAAACUCUCUAGAUGUUUCAGGCGCAUUCGCCGGUUUCUUUGUCAUGGCUGUUCAUCUCUCCGUCAAUUACAGAUUUGGAGCGAUGUUGUUGGCUUUCUUCUUCACAUCGUCGAAGCUUACUAAAAUGGGGGAGGAUAGAAAGCGGACUCUUGAUGCUGAUUUCAAGGAAGGAGGUCAACGAAAUUGGAUACAAGUUCUAUCCAAUGGUGGAAUUGCUUCAGUUUUGGUUAUAGCAUUUUGGGGGUUGACAACAUCACAGGAUACCUGUUUGGACUCAAAACAAUCAAAGAUUAUAACAGCUCUUGUUGGUGGCCUGAUUGGUCAUUACUCAUGCUGCAAUGGAGACACCUGGUCCUCUGAGCUUGGAGUACUCAGUGAUGAACAGCCUCGGUUGAUUACUACAUUUAGGCCUGUUCGUAGGGGUACAAAUGGUGGAAUAACAAAAGCUGGACUUGAAGCAGCUGCAGCAGCAGGAAGACUUGCAGGAAGCUUAAUCGAUUCCAUUUUAGGAGCAACUCUGCAGUUUAGUGGAUUCUGCAGUGUUCGUAACAAGGUUGUAUCGAAACCGGGACCCACAGUGAAGAGGAUCUCGGGACUCAGUAUACUUGACAACAAUGGUGUGAAUCUCGUAUCGGGUAUAACAACUUUAUCCAUUCAUCUGGAAUUAAACAAAGCAUCGCGACACAUAAGUGAAGUGUCCUUGUGA